Durio zibethinus is the source of this 2482-nucleotide messenger RNA. Its product is annotated as SKP1-like protein 21. The record is from RefSeq and is a predicted model, not a curated record. Gene Ontology annotation, biological process: ubiquitin-dependent protein catabolic process. NCBI's taxonomy places the organism in Eukaryota, Viridiplantae, Streptophyta, Magnoliopsida, Malvales, Malvaceae.
GAAACAUAAAAGGAAAGAAGAAACCUAACCCUAACCAACUCUAAUAGGGUUCACGUGUGUGUGUGUGUGUGUGUGUGUGUGUGCGGUGACGUUUCAUCGGACCCUCGCUUCGCCAAUGACAAUGAUGCGACGAGCACCUUGAGCACAGAAAAUCUUCGCCCUUUCCUUUUUCGUUCAGCGUUUUACAAUAUUUAUACGUAAAAAGAAACUCUAUUUUCUUCUAUCCCUUUCUCCCUUUCCUUUAUCCAUCCUGAGUUCUCCGACCACCGCCAUAGCUCAGCAGUUCGGAAGCUCUGCAAUCUCCGAUUGCUUUCCGAAGCUUCAUGUUGCUGCUUUAAGUACCUCUUGAGAUCUACUUCCUGAUCAAUGUUCGUGCAAGUGGGAAAUUUGUCAUUGAUAUUAGUACUGUGGGUAGCUUAUUACAGGUUUGAGAGUCUCUGCCAUUUAAGAAGUGCAAAGCUGUUGUUUGAUCUACUGUAUUCAAGCUUUUGAGGGAUAGAGCAUCAGGGUAUACAACUUAUGCUACAACAAGCUUUACAUAAAUACCUUUCUUGGAGUUUUAAAUUUACUAUCAAAUGUCAGAGGUUGAUAUGGCAGUCAUUAAACCUGAGAUGAUGAAGUCUUAUAUUUGGCUUCGAACUGCUGAUGGCUCAAUCCAACAAGUUGAACAGGAGGUUGCAAUGUUUUGUCCCAUGAUAUGCCAUGAAGUGAUACAAAAGGGCAUGGGAUCCUCCAAGAAUUAUGCUAUAUCUCUUCCUCAGCGAGUCAAUCCUGCCAUGUUAAGCCUAAUUCUUGAUUAUUGCCGGUUUCAUCAAGUGCCUGGUUGCUCUAACAAGGAGCGCAAGUCUUUUGAUGAAAGGUUUAUCCGAAUGGACACAAAGAGGCUCUGUGAGUUGACAUCUGCUGCUGACAGCCUUCAGUUAAAGCCUCUAGUUGAUCUUACCAGUCGUGCCCUUGCACGAAUUAUUGAGGGAAAAAACCCCGAGGAGAUACGUGAGAUAUUUCAUUUGCCUGAUGAUCUUACUGAGGAAGAAAAGUUGGAGCCUCUGAAAAACACAACUGAUGACCCACGCAUUCGACUGUUGAAUAGAUUGUAUGCAAAAAAGAGGAAGGAACUAAAAGAGAGGGAGAAACUAAAGAAUGCUGAGGUUAAAGAAGAGCAUGUCGAUGAUCGUUCAGUUGAUGACCUCUUGUCUUUUAUUAAUGGAGGCAAUGAAGAUUCUAAAGGGAUUAAAACUUCAAAGAGUAAAAAGAAGAACCGAAGAAGGAAAGAUCAGCAGAAGAGUAUGUCUGCCAAUGAAACCACUAAAAACCAUAAUAAGGAGCCAAAUGGUCUUAACUCUGCAUGCAGUAGUGCCGAAGUUGGUCAGAAAAUUCAGCCCAUUAUUGGUUCUACCUCAACCUUACAGGAUGUAGAAGAUGAUAUUAUUGCCAAUAAGAAUGAGUUUGAUGAUGCUGAUAUUGAUGAUGAGAUUGAUCCGGCAUUGAAGGAAAGAAUAGACAGGGAGGUGGAAGAUUUUGCCCGUAGAUUGAAUUCAGAUUGGCCAGAAAGAAUGCAAGAAAUUCUCUCCUUGGGUCAAGAAAGGAAACCAGUUCAUUUUUUCACUUAAUGGCAAUGGCUCGGGUCAGAUCCGGAGUAGAGAUGAUUCCACAAUGGGGAUACUUCCUCGGUUUGGCUCACAGCCUGGACAAUUUUGAUCAGAUGCUUUUCAGGUGGUUGAAAGAUGGCACCUUGAAGGGUUGGGAUCCUUGGCAUUGUGGUUCCCUUGAAGAAACAAGAAGGGAACUGUGUCUUGGUGAGCCAGUUCUAGUCAAUUACUCUCUUGCAAAGCUACUAAGGAAAAAGGAAAGAACAAGAGCCUGAAAGAAAUUAGCACGUCUUAUUUGUGUUCAUUAAUUAAAAUUUCAUAAAGUCUAAUAUUUGCCCAAAUCAUGUUUUAGGCAAUUAUAGCCUUAAGCUAGAAUGCACAUUCUUGCUGCCUUCAGUUGUCUGUACGAAGGCGGAAGAGCUUUUCAACUACCAUAAGUAGGCCUUCUGUUCAACUACGAAUGAUUAAUGUAGAAACAAUCAUUUUCUCGGGAAUUUAUUAUUGGCUAUGAAUUUGGUUCGAUGUUGAUAGCCGCUAGUGUAACGGGGAUACCUGCAAUCCAUGUUACAAUUUAGAAUCAAAUGUCGAGUAUUCAGAUUUGGAAUUUGUGGGACCCUAUCUAGUGGACGGCAAUCUUGUUUGUUUCGCAGUACAUUUUACAUGCAGCCAUCCCUCCUCUAAAAUUUUAUUACCCCAUUUUUUUUUUUUGUCAUAAAAAUUGGUACUAAAUAUGUAGAAGCUACAGCCUUGUGAAUGUAGAUUCCCUAUAGCCUGUCGGCAUAAAUGGGUAAAGCAUAAGAGGACUUUGGCGGUAUGUUUACGGUCUUGAAUGUCAAUUAUUCUCCUCCACUCAUCUGAGUGAGAAAAAUUGUAACAUUAAAAUUGUUUGCUUG